Molecule: messenger RNA, 906 nt
Organism: Mirounga angustirostris (Northern elephant seal)
Lineage: Eukaryota; Metazoa; Chordata; Mammalia; Carnivora; Phocidae
Gene: MRPS15
Product: mitochondrial ribosomal protein S15
Exons: 8
Coding region: 111-887 (258 amino acids)
Biological process (GO): mitochondrial translation
Cellular component (GO): ribosome; mitochondrial small ribosomal subunit
Molecular function (GO): RNA binding; structural constituent of ribosome
Source: RefSeq, a predicted model, not a curated record
UGCGCUCCAUUGGUCGAGCCUGAGUCAGCAUGGCGGCGCCCAGGUAACCCGGUCCGUGCCGCGAAAGGGACGGCGGCCGUGGCGCCGGCCCCGCGCGGUCACGAGUCACCAUGCUGAGGACGGCGUGGAGGGCGCUGAGGUCGCUUCGGACCCAGGCAGUGGCCCAGGCCCCAGUCCUUGGGCUGCCGGGCGGAGCGUGUGCCAGGCCUCCCUCUCUCCAGUGGGGCCUUCCCUCUCCUCGCGGUGUCAUCCUCCCGGCCGUUCGCGGAUAUGCCACCCACAAACCAGUCCAGCCCAGCCAAGAAGAUGACCCGCCCCCUUCCACGCUGCUCAAAGACUACCAGAACAUUCCUGGAAUUGAGAAGUUUGACGAUGUCGUGAGAAGACUCUUGUCUUUAGAAAUGGCAAACCAGAAGGAGAAGCUAAAAAUCAAGCAAGAGCAGCUGAUGAACAAGAUUGUGGCAAACCCUGAGGACACCAGUUCCCUGGAGGCUCGAAUUGUUGCCUUGACUGUCAAGAUCCGCAAUUAUGAAGAACACAUGCAGAAGCAUCGAAAGGACAAAGCCCACAAGCGCUAUCUGCUGAUGAGCAUCGAUCAGAGGAAAAAGAUGCUCAAAAACCUCCGGAAGACCAACUACAGUGUCUUCGAGAAGGUAUGCAAGGAGCUGGGGAUUGAGUACACCUCCCCCGCUCUGUACCACCGGAAAGGCCACCGACGCUGGGCAGCCAAGAAGGCCCUGUGCAUUCAGGUCUUCCAGGAGGUACAAAAGCUCAAGAAGCAAAGAAGGGCCUUAAAAGCUAAAGCAGCAGCGGCCCGGAAACAGGGCCAGAAGAACCCAGAGAGCCCUUCCAAAGCUGGACCAGAGGCAAUCAAAGAAAACCAAUAAAUUGUAUUUGAGUUCUGUC